Molecule: messenger RNA, 2023 nt
Organism: Manihot esculenta (cassava)
Lineage: Eukaryota; Viridiplantae; Streptophyta; Magnoliopsida; Malpighiales; Euphorbiaceae
Exons: 10
Coding region: 90-1574 (494 amino acids)
Source: RefSeq, a predicted model, not a curated record
AUAAUUUAGUCAGGACUCAGAAGCCAAUGCGCGCUAGCUCUCCGGUUCCUUAAGAAAAAACAGAGAGCGAAGGGGGAGCUGUACGAGUUAUGGGCUCCUUUUCUUCUCUUCCUCUUCUUUUCUCUCUCUCGCUUUUCUUCCUGAUUCUCCCACGCCCCAUACACGCUUAUACUCUCAAAGGAGUUGACCGUGGAAAUCCAGUUAUAGAUGUCAUUCCAUCCUUUCCUAGUGGACGUUUGCCUUCCCCAAGUUCAAAUGAUGCCUUAUAUUGUGAACGAGUUAAAGUGAGUGGCCUCUCGAGAUUAGAGGUCAGGAGUUAUUCUAGUUCGUUUCUAGUUUCUUUGUCUCCAUCUGCUGCAAUCCCAGAGAGAUUGCAUAGCAAAAUUCAAGUUUGUUUUCAUCGGAAUGCUUCGCUUGGAUUAUGUCAUUGUCAAAAGGAGGAGUGGAAAACUGUUCAGAAGGGCCUGUGGAUAUCUAUCAUGUCUCCUUACGAGGAAAAAUACGUUGAUGUGAAGUUCAUAAGUGAAAUUUCUGGUUCUGUCAGUAUCACUGUUGAAGAAGAUUUCCAGCAAUGGCGCCUUUUGUGUCUGGCAGUGGGAUUUCUGUUAUUAUUGCUGGCUCCAAUCGUCAGCAGUUGGGUUCCUUUUUAUUAUAGCACCUCAAUGGCUGUUGGUGUUUUCCUUGUCAUCAUAAUCCUUCUUUUCCAGGGAAUGAAAUUGUUGCCAACUGGAAGGAAAAAUUUCUUCUAUCUUUCCAUAUACGGAUCAGUGCUUGGAGCCGGCACUUUUGUUUUACAUCAAAUUUCAAUGCUGGUAAAUUCUGUUCUCAUCAACUUUGGGCUGAGUGAAGAGAUGCACAAUCCAGUCUUUGUAUUUGUACUAGUGGGGAUUGUUCUGGCUGGAGCUGCUUUAGGUUACUGGAUUGUUAGGAAAUUUGUAAUCUCAAAAGAUGGAAGUGUGGACGUUGGUGUAGCUCAGUUUGUGAAAUGGGCAAUGCGCAUCGUUGCAACCACCUUUAUUUUGCAGAGCAGUCUUGAUACUCCUUUAGCAAUGGUCAGCUUGGUUUCUUUGUAUACCAUCUGCUUUCUUAUCAAUGCAUUGAAGUGGCGGCAUCCAUUGCAUCAGUCGUAUUCUCGGGGUGGACAAGUAAUAGCCAAGCACAAUCGUGCUGAAUUCCUUAGCAGGUCAGCAAAAAUGAGCCCUGGAGGGAAGAUGUGGAGUAGUCCAAAGAGCUCAGCUGCUUGGUCCAACUCUCCUGUCAAAGGUUUAUUAUCAUCAUCUACUGGUUCAGGGACAAGAGAUGAACAGGUUUACUUUUCAACCUUCCACAAGACGCCCCAAAGAAAGAAGUUUACGAAAAAAGAGUGGGAGGAUUUUACGAGGGAAUCAACCCAGAAAGCUGUUGCAGAAUGGGCAUCAUCACCAGAAGUUGCUUCAUGGAUCAUUGAGAAUGCUGACCGAAUACAACUCCUUCCGAGUGAUUGCAGUUCUGAAGGGACGGUGGGAAGCGAGUCAGACUCAACAAAUGAGACUGAUGGUGGGAGCAGCAAACGAUUUAACUUGUUUAAUUGGUAGCAACAGAUAAAAAGUAGCAAUCAGGGAGCUAACUCUUACCUAGAUGUGCUGCACCAUCAAGCAACAGCAAUGAGCAGUGCGGCAAUUUUUUCAAAAUGAGCUAACCUUUUCUAUCUCAUUUUUGAAAUUGUUUCCAGAACUGGCCAAUGUAAUUUGAUUCUGCGGAAUGUGAGCAAUUAUGUAUUGUGGGGUUACAAGUUUCUCGUCGUCAUGUUAGUCUUUCAUGUUAUGUUGGCAAUUGGGUGCAACUUGAGGACAGUAAUGGUUUCAAUUUUGUCUGAAUUGGUUAGAGAGCGGUUCAUUGUUGGUCUUUUCUAGUUGAAGGGAGCAAGGUGCAGAGAUGGCAGUGUACAAGAUCUGUUUUACGCAUUAAUUGCAUUUGUGAAAUACUUUGAAUAUAAAAAAAAUAGAUGGAAGUGACGGUUUCCUAAUUAAUUUGAUUUGUAUUC